Colletotrichum karsti is the source of this 1782-nucleotide messenger RNA. RefSeq names its product glycosyl hydrolase family 20. The record is from RefSeq and is a predicted model, not a curated record. The coding region runs from base 1 to 1782 and encodes 593 amino acids. Gene Ontology annotation, biological process: glycosaminoglycan metabolic process; carbohydrate metabolic process. Gene Ontology annotation, cellular component: membrane. Lineage: Eukaryota; Fungi; Ascomycota; Sordariomycetes; Glomerellales; Glomerellaceae. Gene Ontology annotation, molecular function: beta-N-acetylhexosaminidase activity. The transcript has 3 exons.
AUGUUGCCCCCACUCGUUCUCGUGUUCCUCUCUCUCGCAUUGAGCCAGGUCAGCGCCAGCAUUUGGCCUGCCCCAAAGAAGCUCUCGACCGGCAAAGAUGUUCUGUUCAUAACCCAAACGUUGGAAAUCACAUACAAUGGGGGAUCUCAUACUGAGAAUCUGUUUAACAUGCAGCUGCCGUAUACUUAUGGGUACAGCCCAGCUUCAGGAUCGGCUUUCAGCAGCAAAGACAUCGUACAGGGCGGCGUAUCGCGCGCCAUGGCCGCCAUCUUCCAGCAAAACUUCGUCCCCUGGAAAUUCCACCCGAAGAACAGCCAGUUCGAGCCGGAUCUGAACGCGGAGGGUAAGAAAGCGGUAAAGUCACUACAGAUUACGCAAACGGGAGAAGAUAAGCCAAACACCUUCAAACCUCUCGCUGGCGAGGUCGACGAGUCGUAUUCUCUCAACAUCACGGAGGACGGUGCGGCAACACUCUCGGCCAAGUCCUCAACCGGUGUCCUCCGGGGACUCGAAACGUUCGCUCAGCUCUUCUACCAGCACACUUCCGGGACCUCAUGGUACACCACACUCGCGCCAAUCGCGAUUGAAGACGAACCGCUUUACUCCCAUCGAGGAAUUCUCAUCGACGUGGCUCGCAACUGGUUCCCCGUCCAGGAUGUUCUCAGGGUCAUUGACGCCAUGUCAUGGAACAAACUGAACCGAAUCCAUAUUCACAUCACAGACUCGCAGUCGUGGCCACUGGACAUUCCGGCGAUGCCUGAUCUCUCCGCCAAAGGCGCAUACCAGAAGGGGCUCUCAUACACACCCGAAGACCUCGCGAAGAUCCAGGAGUAUGCGGUCCACCGCGGGAUCGAACCCAUUAUUGAAAUCGACAUGCCCGGCCACACUGGUUCGGUCGCUUUUGCGUAUCCAGAACUGAUUGUGGCGUACAACGAGAAGCCAUACCAGUGGUGGUGCCAGGAACCGCCUUGCGGUGCCUUCAAGAUGAACGACUCCCGGGUGGACGACUUCCUCGACAAGCUUUUCGACGAUUUCUUGCCGAGAGUGAACCCCUACACGGCAUACUUCCACACUGGUGGCGAUGAACUGAACAAGAAUGACUCCAUGCUUGACAGUGGUGUCAAGUCCAACUCGACCGAGGUCCUGCAGCCCCUCCUCCAGAAGUUCAUGGACAAGAAUCAUGCCCGAAUCCGCAAGCACGGGCUUGUGCCAUUUGUCUGGGAAGAGAUCAGGCUCGAUUGGAACAUCACACUCGGAGACGACGUGGUCAUCCAGUCGUGGCUCGGAGACGGAGCUGUCAAGAACUUGACUAGGCAAGGCCACAAAGUCAUUGACAGCAAUUACAACUUUUGGUAUCUGGACUGCGGCCGUGGCCACUGGAUGAACUUCGACAACGGCGCAUCUUUUGAACAGUUUUUCCCGUUCAACGACUGGUGUUCUCCCGCGAAGGGAUGGCGGCUCGUCUACUCGCAUGACCCGAGGGCGAAUCUGACGGAGGAAGAGGCCAAGCUCGUGCUGGGAGGAGAAGUUGCCGCGUGGAGCGAGUCCAUCGAUCCGGUCAGCAUAGACGGCAUCUUGUGGCCUCGGGCCAGUGCAGCGGGCGAGGUCCUCUGGUCGGGCCGCCAGGAUGCGUCGGGACAGAACCGAAGCCAGUACGACGCCGCACCGAGGCUCGCCGAGUUCAGAGAGAGAAUGGUCGCUCGAGGAGUCAGGUCGGAGCCUGUGCAGAUGCCGUUCUGUACGCAAGGAGACGCGGGCGAGUGCGGCUACACUAUCGCUUGA